AUGAUGGCUGGGCUGACCGACAAUCGGCUCCGACAUAUGGUUGAGAUCAUAUCCGGUAUGCGUGUCAUCAAAAUGUAUUCCUGGGAACAGCUCUUCGCAGACCUCGUGGCUGAGGACCGGAAAGCGGAGGUGUCGUGUAUACAGAGUUUUAUUAUCUUGGUACUCACCGGUCAUGUACUGACCGCUAAGACUGUAUUUGUGUCAAUUAUGCUAUUCAGUUCCGAACGAACUAAUAUGACCUGGUACUUUCCAAUGUCAGUCAUGUUUGGCGCCGAGUUAUUAGUUUCUUGAAAGCCCGUAUCCAACCCUUCAAAAUAUUACGGCACGUUUAAAACCCGGAGAUUUGUUGGCAGUUAUCGGACCGGUGGGGGCGGGAAAGAACUGCCGCUUCUGUCGGGGAGUAUAGAAACGGUGGGAUCGAUAAGCUAUGUCUGUCAGGAGUCCUGGAGUUUCAAUACUAGUGUCCGAAAUAAUAUACUUUUUGGUGCCGAUUAUAACGAAUCCCGAUAUAAGCGAGUGGUAGAGGUGUGCGUUUUGGAGCGAGACUUCGAGAUAUUCCCGUUCGGAGACAAGACAUUAGUCGGUGAGGGAGGAGUACAGCUGUCGGGCGGACAGAAGGCCCGCAUCACGUUAGCCAGAGCUCUGUAUCGAAACUCAGACAUCGUAUUAAUGGACGACCCGUUGAGUGCUGUCGACACUAGUGUUGCCGAACAUAUAUUUGAUAAAUGUAUAGUCGACUACUUGUGCGACAANAACACCAGAUGUAUAGUCGACUACUUGUGCGACAAAAUCCGUAUUCUAGUCACACAUCAAAUCCAAUUCAUACGAAAAGCGACACAAAUAUUGGUUUUGAACGACGAGGGAAAGUGUCUGGGAUUGGGAUCCUAUGAUGAGCUCCAGUCCCGAGGCUUAGACUUCAUGGCUAUUCUCAGCGAUCGGGAGAGAGAGGCCGCAGACAACAUGGGAGAGCUGGAUAGUGAGGACCCGGACACUAAAGUUACAUUUUCACAACACAGUUAUGACAAUCAAAUAAAAUCCAAAAGAACUUCAGUGACCAAGAGUUUAACGAUUAGAAAUAACAGGGAUGCGAUUAUCUACUCCUUAAUGAUGGCCGCGCUGUUCAUCGCAUCCUUAUUAAGAACCAUCACAUGGUUUGUGAUGUUUAUGAGGGCUUCAGUUAAUCUGCACAACACUAUGUUUUAUCGUGUAUUACGGGCCCCGAUAUAUGUGUUUGAGAAUAACCCAGUUGGUCGAAUAUUAAACCGCUUUUCAAAAGAUCUUGCCCAGAGUCCAGUGUUCUCACACGUGAGCACAACAUUCAAUGGGUUGGCCAGUGUUAGGGCCUUUAGGGCUCAGGAAAUGUUUGAAAAACAAUUUUACAUUUACCAAGAUGAUCACUCGUCCACUUGGAUGCUCGACACCACUGCUAAAUUUGCAUUUCGUUUAAUAAUAGAUGUGUUAUGUUUUCUCUAUACGGUUAUCCUAUUCACGGUAUUUAUGGUAUUUCCCGAACAGUUGGGAGCGGGAGAGGCGGGACUCGCUUUAUCAUCA
Medioppia subpectinata is the source of this 1551-nucleotide messenger RNA. The record is from the annotation of a GenBank genome assembly. Lineage: Eukaryota; Metazoa; Arthropoda; Arachnida; Sarcoptiformes; Oppiidae.